UGCGCGCAAUAUUGAGGUUAUGUUGGAUUUUGAUUCAAGUGAGCGUCUUUUUAUUUUCCCCGUGAAAAAUUAAGAAUUUGCCUGAAAAAUGUCGUGCAUUGUGUGUAAGAUGGAAGAAGAUGAUGAAACGGUUUAUGGAGAAAUGAAGACCCACUCAGGCAUUACUUGCCAUCACUUUUGCUUGCUCUUCAGUGAGUUCAUUCCGCAGCGUGGGAAGGAUGAUGAGGGUAUUGAUGGAUUCCUGUGCAAGGAUAUUCAGAAUGGAGCGAAGAAAGCCCAAAAGAUUGUUUGCUCAUUCUGCAAGAAGCCCUUUGCACAACUGAAAUGCGCCUACGUGGGAUGCAAGACAACGUAUCAUUUCAUCUGUGGCAUUGACAAUGAUUGUUUGAUGAACUUCAAGGAGAUGAAGACAUAUUGCAACCAACAUACUGGAAUGCCGCAGAAUCCACCCGAAGGGUAUGAUGAAGAACGAUUCUGUUCAAUAUGUUUCGAACCAAUUGGUCCAUAUCAUCCACUCAAAUGCAUUCAAAGUCACUGCAAGGAGAAAGUUUGGAUGCACAGCUCAUGCCUCAGACCCUUUGCACUGGAGGCUGGAUAUGGAUUUAAAUGCCUUCUGUGUAGGAGCCCCGAUUUCCGGGAGAAUGUGAUGCAGAAGGGAAUUUAUGUGCCAAACAGGGAUAUUCAGUGGAUGCUGAAUCAAUGCGAAGGACGAUCACAGGAUCCAUCGGCACCCCUACAAAUAUGCGGUGCUAAAGUUUGCAAAUCAUCAAAAGGACGGGUUCUUGAUGCAGAUGAAGCAGUCGGAGGAAUAUGUGGGAAAUGCCAUCGUCCCUUUCAUGGAGGCUGUGUGCAGACAUCAGGACAUGAGGAAGGGGGGAAAUUCACUUGUUUUGACUGCGAUGAGCGGGAAUUGGAGGCUCCUGAGGAGGUGGAGGUGGAGGAGAAGAAUCAGGAAUUUGUUCCGAUGCCUGGGAACAAGAGGAUGAAGAUUAAAAAGUACGUGGCGGACGUUCAUUCCGAUCGGGAGAAGGUUGUCACGGAUGAAGCUGUAAGUCAACCUGGUUUCCAUCAUGGCCCCAGGCAGGCAAAACACGCCCAGUUCCGCCUGAACUACUUCCUCAAUUCAUUUUAAUUGUAUCAAUUUGGAUUAGUUUAGUUACAUUUUGUGACUUUUGUGAUUUAAAAUAACUUUAAAAAUAAACGAACUGAAUUCUGAUUAA
Messenger RNA from Lutzomyia longipalpis, 1220 nucleotides. Its product is annotated as G2/M phase-specific E3 ubiquitin-protein ligase-like. Bases 89 to 1132 code for a protein of 347 amino acids. NCBI's taxonomy places the organism in Eukaryota, Metazoa, Arthropoda, Insecta, Diptera, Psychodidae. Gene Ontology annotation, cellular component: nucleus. The record is from RefSeq and is a predicted model, not a curated record. The transcript is spliced from 3 exons.